GAUCACUCUAAUGUUUUGAGUGGCAAGCGAAAAAAUGACAGCACCUGUUGUUUACAUCACGAGAAUAGAAACUUUCAGCGCCUGUCAUAGGUUACACAGCUUGGAACUUGGGGAGGAGGAAAAUAAAACUACAUAUGGAAAAUGUAACAAUCCAAACGGACAUGGGCAUAAUUAUAAAGUGGAGGUAACUGUCAAAGGACCAGUCGAUCCAGUAACAGGAAUGGUUAUGAAUAUUGUAGAUCUGAAGAAGUUUAUGCAGGAUGCCAUUAUGGACACACUGGACCAUAAAAACAUUGAUAAGGAUGUUCCAUACUUUAAAGACAAAGUGAGCACAACAGAAAACUUAGCAGUGUUUAUUUGGAGUGAAAUACAGAAAAAAACACCUAAGGACUUACUUUAUGAAGUCAAGAUUCAUGAAACGGAUAAAAAUGUGAUUGUCUAUCGAGGAGAGUGAUAAAUGUAUUAUUGUAAUGAAAUAAAAAUUGGAUAUUUAAUAUGCUUCCCAUUUUUGCUGCAUCACACUAAAACAACAGGUGAAGCAGAUCAGUAAGAUUAAUGUAUUAACUUAUUAAAACUGACAAUGCUGCAGUUUUUAAAAAAUGGGACAAUUGUACAUGUAAUUCAGACUUUGUUGUAUCAAGUGUUUUGCAUUAUGACAUAGUUGUAUGUUCAGUAGAUAAAGAAGAAUGCUGUUUGCCGAACAGUUACAUAUACGUGUACUUCCAAAAUAUUAUCACAUACAGCAAUUCUUGAAGAUAGAAUCUUUGUACUGUGUUACUAAGACACUUCCCUCUACUCACAAAAAAAAAUACUAUUUAUAUUUUCUAGUGAAAAUCCUUAUUUGUGCAACUUAUAGUAUGUAAGUAUUUAUAAAGAAAAGUGUAUGUAUAUGUAUGUAAUGAUAACUGUAAUUUUGCUGGUAACUGUUUGAUGUGAAUAAAAUGUAUAGUGCGCCUUC
Messenger RNA from Saccostrea echinata, 958 nucleotides. Its product is annotated as 6-pyruvoyl tetrahydrobiopterin synthase-like. Gene Ontology annotation, biological process: tetrahydrobiopterin biosynthetic process. Lineage: Eukaryota; Metazoa; Mollusca; Bivalvia; Ostreida; Ostreidae. Gene Ontology annotation, cellular component: mitochondrion. The transcript has 6 exons. Gene Ontology annotation, molecular function: 6-pyruvoyltetrahydropterin synthase activity. The coding region runs from base 35 to 454 and encodes 139 amino acids. The record is from RefSeq and is a predicted model, not a curated record.